GCGCGGAGCCGUCGCCGCCGCUGUCGUAGCUGCCGUAGCUGUCGUAGCUGCCGCAAACGUCGCUAUGCCGGUGGACCUGGCGAAGUGGGACGGGCCGCUGAGCCUCGCCGAGGUGGAGCAGAAGCCGGCGCACCCACUGCGGGUCAAGUAUGGCUCCGUGGAGAUCGACGAGCUGGGCAAGGUGCUCACGCCCACUCAGGUCCAGCAUCGCCCCAUCAGCAUCGAGUGGGACGGCUGCGAUCCCCAGAAGCUUUACACUCUGGUUCUCACAGACCCUGAUGCGCCCAGUCGGAAGGACCCAAAGUUCAGGGAGUGGCAUCACUUCCUGGUGACCAACAUGAAAGGCAACAAUGUGGGCAGCGGGACCGUGAUGUCAGAUUAUGUUGGCUCUGGGCCUCCCAAGGGAACAGGUCUGCACCGCUACGUGUGGCUGGUCUACGAGCAGCCCCAGCAGCUGUCCUGCAACGAGCCCGUCCUGUCCAACCGCUCUGGGGACAAGCGUGGCAAGUUCAAGGUGGCCGCCUUCCGCAGCAAGUACGGGCUGGGGGCGCCAGUGGCGGGCACCUGCUACCAGGCCGAGUGGGAUGACUACGUGCCCAAGCUCUACGAGCAGCUCUCGGGGAAGUAGGGCCGGGGCCUGUGGGGCACUGCAGCACCCAUGGGUGGGGCACAGCACUGUAGUUCCAUUUCGUUAAUGAGUUGAACCCAACUGUCCCACUCUGGCCGCUGGAAAUGUCACCCUGUCGCUGUCCCUGCUCUGUGUCCCUGUGUCCAGGCCUGUGCUGAUGCCUGUGGUAUCCUAGCUAGAGAGCUGCUGAUGGGUGUCCCUAGAAAACUGACCUGCUUAAGGGAAGCAAAAGCCUUUGUGAAUUAGUGUCAAUUCAGGGAGUCUCUGCUGUCUUGGGAUGGCUUGAGGUGGCAGGGCUGUGGGUACAGAACCACUUUGGGGUGGAUGCUGCCUGUGGAGACUCCCUUUUCCAGGAGAGGAGAGUGCAGUCUAAGGGAAACUUCCUCCCCUUUUUUUUUUUUUUAUUUUCCCUGUACUGCAUUUGACCAGUGCCUCACUACAGCAGUGAAGGUGCAGCUCGAGGGGGAGGCAGGGGCUGGCCUGGAGAACUUCCUUCUGUUCUCUGCUGCCACUCAAAGCUGAGACUACUUUUUUGUUCAGUCCUGUGGUGACCUGCUGUUUGCUCACAGUGCAAUUAAAAGCUUCCCAAGGAA
Messenger RNA from Corvus hawaiiensis (hawaiian crow), 1221 nucleotides. RefSeq names its product phosphatidylethanolamine binding protein 1 (gene PEBP1). Bases 65 to 628 code for a protein of 187 amino acids. The record is from RefSeq and is a predicted model, not a curated record. Lineage: Eukaryota; Metazoa; Chordata; Aves; Passeriformes; Corvidae. Gene Ontology annotation, biological process: negative regulation of MAPK cascade. The transcript has 4 exons.